This is a messenger RNA of Echinostoma caproni, 324 nucleotides long. The record is from the annotation of a GenBank genome assembly. NCBI's taxonomy places the organism in Eukaryota, Metazoa, Platyhelminthes, Trematoda, Plagiorchiida, Echinostomatidae.
AUGCAAGGUCUGAGCGUGCUGCGCGAUAUUUGGACGCAUGAGCACAUUUCUUCAUCUUGGGGCGAGUCACUGAUAAUUCCCGUUUUCAAGAAAGGAUCUCGCAAACGAUUACGUCAGCCACCGCGGUAUAAGUUUGAUCCCGAUCGUCAUCAAAGUGCUAGCCUCGGUCAUACUUCGAUGUCUGCUGCUUUAAGAGAAAUCAACGUCCGUGGACAACAAGCCGGAUUCCGGCCUGGUCGUGGAUGGAUUGAUCAAAUGUUUACGUUGCGUCUGGUCCUUGAGCUGCGCCACCCACCGUCGACCAACGAUCGCAGUGUCUCUUGA